This is a messenger RNA of Triplophysa rosa, 4955 nucleotides long. RefSeq names its product prostaglandin E receptor 3 (subtype EP3) (gene ptger3). Gene Ontology annotation, cellular component: plasma membrane. Gene Ontology annotation, molecular function: prostaglandin E receptor activity. The transcript has 2 exons. Gene Ontology annotation, biological process: inflammatory response; phospholipase C-activating G protein-coupled receptor signaling pathway; adenylate cyclase-activating G protein-coupled receptor signaling pathway. The record is from RefSeq and is a predicted model, not a curated record. Bases 457 to 1662 code for a protein of 401 amino acids. Lineage: Eukaryota; Metazoa; Chordata; Actinopteri; Cypriniformes; Nemacheilidae.
GGUGGCACCUGUUGCGUUUAAAAUCCGAUGUGAAACGAUUAUGCUUCGAUUACAUAAUUACAACUUUUGGUGACACUUGUGUUUAUUAGGCUACGUAUUUCUUCGGUUAUAAUGAAAGGAAUGCUUUAGUGUGGUUGUUGGUUAUUUUGUUAGAUACGCGGGUAACGUAGACAUGUGCCGGUAGUGUUGACGGUCCACCGAACAACACAAAUGCAAUAAAUCACCCGAAAAGUGCACGUUCUCGUGUUUUAGCAAUUUAAUGCUUCGAGGUUUUGCACUCUCUUCGCUAUUGUCUUUCUAAGCAUGUCUUACAUUUCCAUAAGGGUCCCGCCUCUGGGUUUAUAACGCGCGCCCGUUGAGCGCUCUCGAGCAGCAGAGCGCAGAAAGUAAGCCAGAAGUGAAGACUUCACCUGUUUCAAAGGGCAACUGGGGCCAUGAACGAGCUCCCUGUAAAGGAUGACAUCUAAAUGUCAGCCUUCAGAUAUUCCGCCCCAAAAUCUUUCUACGGGAACCGUUAUGUUGGAUUCCAACGUCUCCAAAUCUUUACAGGACAGCAAGAGUGCCAGCUGUGGAUUUGUAUCCGUGUUUUUUCCCAUCACUAUGAUGGUGACUGGAAUGGUCGGGAACUCCCUCGCGAUGCUGCUAGUUUAUAAUGCGUACAGAAGAAAGGAAAACAAAAGAAAGAAGUCUUUUCUACUUUGCAUCGGCUCGUUGGCGUUAACUGACCUUUUCGGCCAGGUGCUCACAACUCCGAUAGUCAUUUCUGUGUACAGAGCAGAUCUGACAUGGGAACGGGUGGACUCGUCGGGAACUCUCUGCGCCUUCUUUGGGGUGUGCAUGACCACUUUUGGUUUGUGUCCUCUCUUUUUAGCGAGUGCCAUGGCCAUCGAGAGGGCCUUGGCCAUCACUGCCCCUCACUGGUACUCGCAUUACAUGAAAACCACCUUGACCAAACAAAUUCUGGUCAUUAUUUGGUGUUUGGUUUUGCUCUUUGCCUUGUUGCCUGUUGCAGGCGUUGGACAAUAUACUUUGCAGUGGCCAGGCACUUGGUGUUUCAUAAGUACAGGGGACAAGGACGUAACGGGAAAUACGUUUUUUGCCACGACUUUCGCAGCGCUGGGCAUAUUUUCGUUGCUCGUCACUUUGUCUUGUAAUGUUGUGACCAUCCGUGCAUUGGUUGCACGUUGCAAAGCGAAGGCAAGCUCAACCCAAGCAUCCAAGCAAUGGGAGAGGUUAACAACAGAGACUGUUAUUCAGUUGAUGGGCAUUAUGUGUGUUCUGUUGACGUGUUGGUCACCUCUACUGAUCCUUAUGUUGAAGAUGAUCUCAACCCACACCUCCUCCCAUCACUGCAAGUCUGCUGCUGCAUCUCUCUUACCCAGCCAGGACUUACAGAUGGACUGCAACUUCUUUCUCACCGCCAUACGCCUGGCUUCACUCAAUCAGAUCCUGGAUCCGUGGGUUUACCUGCUUCUGAGAGAGAUUCUUUUGAGGAAGUUCUGCCAGGUGGCCAGUGCAGUAUCCAGGUGCUCAUUGGAGGACCAGAAGGAAACCCAGUCUCUGGAUGUCCUGAAUAAGAAGCCCAUUCAGAGUGAUAAUGUUCAGAAACAAUCGCUAAACAUGGAGAACUGUAACCUGAAUGGGGGGAAUGAGGAACAGUGAGUAGGUUUCAUGGUACAUAAACAAAUUCAUUUUCAAAAAAAGGAAUACAGUGGAAAAGGUACAAAAAAGGAAAGAAAAUGCGACUUGUUGUGACAAUGAAUGCAGAGUGAAGUCGCAUGCAAACGCUUCACUCUUGUGUAGCUGACUGACCUGUCACAGUCAAUAUAUUUAAAGGGAUUUUGUACAUGGUUACUCAAUUAGCAUCCUUUGAAGUAAAACUAAAUGGCAGGACCUGACAAAUAAGGCAUUUAGAACAGCAAUAUUAGUAAAUUAUACUUGGCUAGACAAAAGCAAAAUCAGAAAUUGAUGUAUGCCAACUCCCAUGGAGUUUGUUGAAAAUUGUUUAAAACCUGUGUUGGCAUUGUAUAGCAAAACAUAUUUAUAUGCCAGUUACAGGGCAAACGUGAAAAAUAUUUCUUUCAUUUACGGUUUAUUAUAUAAAAUGUCAGAGCUGUUCAUUUUGCACUUGCAGAAAAGCACUGAAUGGUCUUAAAUUCACUUCUCUGAGCUCCUGCUCUCAUUCAUUUACAUUUUUACUGAAGAGCCAACCCGUUCGACACAUGGCUCACUGUAGAGCUCAAAAACUGAAAACUGCAAUUUGGUUUGUAUUGUGUGCACCUCUCAAUGCCUCUCACAGGUGGCUAUGUAUAUUUUAGGUUUGUUUCGAGAGUGAUGUUAACAGUUUGGUGAAAGGCAGUCUGGCCUUUGAACAGCCCCUUUCAAAGUGCCAAAUCAAAUACGGUGUGCACAGCAAUUGCGUCAGGGUACCGCAUCUGUUUAUCUGCAAUAUUCUUAAUAUUUCAUUUCAAUACUAUAUGAGCUGUCUUUAUCAUAAAUAUGGUCUUUAAAACUCAAACGUAAGACAAUUUCACUUUGUUCAGAUGGUGAUUAGCCAUUAAUAGAAAUUGCUUUUUGUACCCGAUAGCUGUCAGGAGGCCAGCCACUUAUAUUUUAAAAAAAUCUUAUUGGAAAAUUAUGUCAUAUUACAAUAGUUUGAGACAUUAAUCUGUUUUUUACCAAGGUUUUAAAUUUUUUGUUGACAAAACUAUAACCCAAGAAAAAGGUUUUCAAUUAUAACUGGGCAUACAGUAUAUAAAAUAUUGCAAAUGAUACAGAUGUUGAACCUGUUUUAAAUUUGGCGCUUCAGCUGCAUUACUGUAUUUAUGCAUCAUAUUUAAUGCACGAACUAACAUGAACAAUUGUGUUGACUUUAACAAAGAUUAAUAAAUGCUGAAAAACUAUAUUGCUCAUUGCUAGUUCAUGUUAGUUAAUGCAUUUACAAGAUAACAAAUACAACCCUUUUUGUAAGGUUGUAACCAGUUGAGGUUACAGAAUGCCUCUGUUCUGCUGAGCAGCGGGUUAUUUUCAUGGGUGAAUAGUAUAGUGAUGUAUUUCUGCUGAGGUAAAAAAACAUAGUUCAUGGUUCUGUCAUGUUUCAUCCAAAACUGUUUCUUCAAACGUACAUCCAAAGAAUAAUGUGAACAGCAUGGUGCUAGCAAUCCUGAUGUAAAUGUCUAUACGUAACUUUCAAAUUAUGCUUCAUUUUCUUAUUUAAUUUGUCAAAUCUACCAUCUCAUUUCUGUUUUAAAAGCUCUGACUUCAUAGAUUAUUUGUCUGAGUAGAUACCCUUCUGUCCUCGGUUCUUUGAAACUCGCUGAAAUCCACAGGAUACUGAAAAUGUUUGCACCGAUGACACACCCCGCAGAUCAAACGAAAAUGAGGGAGGAAGUGUUUUGCAAGUAAAAAUAAGGCUUUGGUUUUCUUUCUUCGAGGUCAGAGCUCUAUAAAAUUGAUUGAUUUGAGAAGUCCGUGUGAGUAGUAAAUACAUUCGGAACAUGAAAAUUCCUAAAGAGGGCUAAGAAAUUGCCCAUUUUCUACCUAAAAGGGCUGUAAGCAAAUCCAGAAAACCAGGUAGAGCAUCAGAGGAAAACCCAGAAUGGGGAUCAGAAUUACACCGCAGGAGUUGUCUGGAGGAAGCAGAACACUUUUUAUAAAUGGAUUUUACUGGAAUCGUUACUUCUAAUUUGACAUAUGUUCCCAGGCAGUUCCAGAGGAAAAAUGAGAAGGCUCUAAUGAAUUAGACAUGCGAGAAAAUGAAGAAAUAAUGAAAUUAAUGUGAGCUACGGCCUUUAGUCGAGCUUAACUUGCUUACACUGUGAACACAGCAAUGGAAAAAAGGAUUGCGUAAUAUUUCAUUGCUAAAUUAGACGUAGUGGCGUGCCCGUGCACGAAGAAACAAGGUCUGCCUUGUGACCAUUCAGUGCUUUCUAUUUAUAAAUGUGACUGUGGUUUUCUAGAUUCUUAUCAAAUCUACAGCUGUACUUAUCGGUGUAUUUAUGUUGCCAAGGGCAUCUAAUCUGAGUUUCUUUCAUAUAGAAAGGUUUAAAAUUCCGAUGUAUGGUGUGCUGGAGUCCAAGACAGAGACUGAGAAAUUCAAAAUGGAUUCUGAAAUGGAAUCGGAAAUGUGUCUGACUGUGUUAAAAGCACGUUCAUCAAACAUAAGUGCAACUACAGUCUAGAACACAGCGUGAGAUGUGAGUGCUUUAAAAAUGAACCAUUGAUUUAUCUGUAAAUAAUAAUUUAUUGUAUAUGUGCAUGCAAUAAGAGCUGCCGGAUAACGUUUGCAUGCGAAGCCACCAGCAAAUCAUAUUUUGGGUCAUACCCAUCAGAAUGUCGUAAUGCCAGAUGCCAAAUCAAAAGCGUGGCAGGUCCGCAUUAUAAAAAACAGGGUUUCAUGAAUGUAUUAUGGGCUUUACAUUUAUUUAUGUUGUAAGACAAGACCCUGUGUCAGUUUCUGGACCUGGUUCACAGCCAGAGCUGUCAUUAAGCUUGUAUCAACAGAUGGUCGUGGCUCUGCUUGUGUGUUUUUGAGAAGAAAUGUUUGCAUAUGCUUGCAACUGUUUGACUCGUCUUUUAACUGCUCUGGUCCAGAUAUGCUUGCCUUGUAAUGGUGCUUCUAAAGUAUAUCAUUAUUCAAUUCUGUGCAGUCUGUGAUUUCUGUCCGUCGGGAUUGACUGUGUUUCAUGCCAUUAUCCUAAUUUGAUCGGGGAGGGGGUUGGGGUACAUCGAAGUGCUUUUGUUACUGUAAUGCCCCUAUAUUUUGCACAAUUAGCAAUUGUGUUAGUGAUUGCUAAAUUCUUUAUGUUGUGGAAAAAAUGUGUGUUCGAAUAUAAAAUUUUGUUAAAUCAUUUUAACUGAGCUUUCUUUCUGAUCUUUCACUGCUUGGUACAAGAAUAAUCCUAAUUCUUAUUUGGCUCUCAUUGAAAUACUUUGUCUCUGUUGAUAAAUUUACA